AGAAGAAGACCAAUGUAGCUGCUGAAAGGCUAAUGUGUUCAGCCACAAUAAACAACACUCGGCCCGUUGUUACUGAUUAUUUCCCCUAUUGCCAGGUUAUCUAACGUUAGACCUCGACACACUCAUUCAAAUGGAGGCUAACUUCCGUUAGCUAACGUUUCAGGACAACCACAGUCAUCACUUUUAGAUCUAUCUUAGUUUCUAAUAUCUUGCCGUGAUGGCAUCAGACGAAGAAAUCAACUUGCUGGUCAUCGUUGUGGAUGUAAAUCCGAUCUGGUGGGGGCAGCAAGCUCAACGUGACACCGAGCUGAGCCUGUCGAAGUGUCUGGAUGCAGUCAUGGUGUUGGGGAACUCCUACAUGGCCAUGGCGAGGACGAGCAAGCUGGCUGUGAUCGCGAGCCACUGUGAAGACAGUCAUUUUCUGUAUCCCGGUAAGAGCUGGAGAACGGGGGACAGCAGCGGGGAUGAUGCGUACUCCAGUGGGGAUGGAAAAUAUGAACUCCUGGCAGUUGCCAAUAACAUUAUUGUUGAUGAGAUCAGGAAGGUCAUGUCAAAAACUGAAGUGAGGGGAAAUUCAACUGACACUUUGUUGGCUGGAACCCUUGCCAAAGCUCUGUGUUAUAUUCACAGGGUGUCAAAAGAGCUUGAAGUUGGACAGGAGAUAAAGUCCAGAAUAUUGGUCAUUAAAGCAGCCGAGGACUGUGCUCGUCAGUACAUGAACUUCAUGAAUGUCAUUUUUGCUGCCCAAAAGCAGAACAUCCUGAUUGAUGCCUGUGUUUUGGACUCAGACUCUGGUCUCCUUCAGCAGGCUUGCGAUAUAACUGGAGGAUUGUACCUCAAGAUACCACAGAAAGUUGCUCUGGCGCAGUACCUUUUGUGGGUGUUCCUGCCUGACUCUGAGCAGCGCUCUCAGCUGGUGUUGCCCCCCCCUGCACACGUGGACUACAGAGCUGCGUGUUUCUGCCACCGUAACCUCAUUGAGAUCGGCUAUGUGUGCUCGGUUUGUCUGUCAAUAUUCUGCAACUUCAGCCCCAUCUGCACAACUUGCGAAACUGCGUUCAAAAUCCAACUACCACAGAUGAUCAAGCCCAAAAAGAAGAAACUCAAGCAACCUACACUAAUGUAGUGAAUUCAGUUAGUUUCCUUUUUUAAGAGCAAAUUUUACCAUUUUGUUGGGUAUGCGUUUGUAACCGACUUCAGUGACAUCCUGGAAAUGUCUUUUAUGGGCAGUUGGACCAUGUGAAGUGUCUGCACAUUAUACGUAUGCUGAAUCUGUUCUCUAUAAAUAACCAUUCAUUCUCUUCAAGAAGUUAAACUCCAUCCAUCAAAUAUUCCUUUCCAGAAAAGUUUAUUCAAUAAAUAUAAAUGCAGAUAUGGAACAUACGCAACACACGUAUGGUUAGUUUAGCAUUUUCUUGGUCUGUGUGACUUGUUUUGUUUACAUUGAUACUGAAAUAAUUAUACACAAGAUUAGCUGUUUAUAAGUUAAGACCAUUUCCUCCACCUAUUGUAAAUGAGGUUAUUGCUUUUUAUGUCAUUUUUGUGACGUACACUUUUGUAUAAUAAAAUUAAAACAUUG
Pungitius pungitius (ninespine stickleback) is the source of this 1579-nucleotide messenger RNA. It is a transcript of the gene gtf2h3, whose product is annotated as general transcription factor IIH, polypeptide 3. Gene Ontology annotation, biological process: nucleotide-excision repair; regulation of DNA-templated transcription. The transcript has 13 exons. Gene Ontology annotation, cellular component: transcription factor TFIIH core complex; transcription factor TFIIH holo complex. NCBI's taxonomy places the organism in Eukaryota, Metazoa, Chordata, Actinopteri, Perciformes, Gasterosteidae. The record is from RefSeq and is a predicted model, not a curated record. Bases 218 to 1126 code for a protein of 302 amino acids.